This is a messenger RNA of Phymastichus coffea, 1005 nucleotides long. RefSeq lists its product as uncharacterized. The transcript is spliced from 2 exons. The record is from RefSeq and is a predicted model, not a curated record. NCBI's taxonomy places the organism in Eukaryota, Metazoa, Arthropoda, Insecta, Hymenoptera, Eulophidae. The coding region runs from base 228 to 656 and encodes 142 amino acids.
GACGCCUUCUACUAAGAAAGACCUAUCUCGGCGAGCUAUUCGAGAAGGGGGUCUAUAUCGUUGAGUCUACAGUCUUCAAAACACUCAAACUCGACUCAGCCAUAUCAUACUUUGUCAACCGUUCUUUGGUCCUGCCUUAUCCAGAAGUUUCAUUGCAUACGCCAGAACUAAUAAAGUGUGAUUUCUUCUUAGUUGUGAGAACGACUACUAUUCAAUUAGAAAUCAAAAUGUUGGCGAAACAAAUGCUAUUGAACAAAUGCUCUAUAGCACCGGUUAUUCUGAUUGUGAUAGUUGUCAAUGUGAGUUACGCACAUGCAGAUUGGGAGGUGAUUAUGAAGUUCGGAGAAGAGGUCAGUCCGAAAGUACAACACCGAUACAAGCUUGCAGAAAAUAUAAUCACCAUUCCAUCAAUUAACAACUCCGUUAGGAACUUUGCCGUUACCACUCAAGCAAACCGCCAAAUGGCCACUAAGGUCAUAUAUGUAUUUAGAGCAGAGGAAAAUGCAAAAACAAAAAUCAACAAAGACUAUUUUGUGGGCCUCGUUGGCGGAGGUGUCGGUUAUACUUGGGCCACUUUCGAAUUUACGACACUUCCGAAUGCCAAUAAUGAAGAGAUGAAGUUUGCCGUGCAGCUCAUUGGAUUCUCAACCAGUUAAUGAUUACUUUUGUUAACAAAUCAAAAUGUUACGACUCAUAUUACAACCAUAAACUUCAACAUUUUACUUCAUUGUUAUUUUGAAAAAUAUCAAUGUUAACCUCUUUGAAAAAUGAUUAAUAAUAUAGUUAUUUACUAUAUCACCAGAUCAAUAAUCGUUAUACCUACAGUCGUUUAUAAAGAACAACACCGAAACUAAUUUUUAAGUUACUUAUAGCAUACAAUUUAAUCAAUGUAAAAGUUUUUAUAAACAAAACAAAUUCUAAAGUCUACAAAUCUUAUUCGCAAGAUUGUAUAUCUCCAGUGUUCUAAACUAAUAUUAUACAAAUAAAACUAAAAAAAUUCUUCAU